CAAAUGUGAAUGAUACUCCCUCCGUCCCACAAUCGGAUGCCUAUUUGGUUUGGCCACUGCCCACAUAUUUUAAAAAUUUUAAAAAAACCACUUCUUUGGACCUUGAAACUCUUAUUAUGAGACGGACGGAAAUGACAAAAUGGCCUGUAUUGUGGAAGGGAAGACCACUUCUUUGGACCUUGAACAAAAUCAGUUGCAUGGCGGCAAUCCAAAUACAGUUAUACUAAUAGACGACGAAUCGUGGUUGCAUAUGAUAUUCCGCUAUUGGAAGAUGACAAAGAGGCCGCCCAUUUCUCCUCUCUAUUUGACCUUCAUUUCUCCAUAUAGACAGCGAGAGAGAGAAAUCAGAAAUGGAAAAGGUAGUAUGUGUUACAGGAGCAUCCGGCUACAUAGCGUCUUGGUUGAUUAAGCUUCUCCUCCAGCAUCGCUACACUGUUAAGGCCACCGUCAGGAACCUCCGUGACUCAAGCAAGGUUGCGCAUCUAACAUCACUCGAAGGAGCUAAUGAGAGAUUGCGUUUAUACGAAGCCGACUUACUCGAGGAAGGAUCCUUCGAUUCUGCAGUUGAUGGCUGCCAAACAGUCUUUCACACUGCAUCACCCGUUGCCCUUUCCGUUUCCGAUCCACAGACACAGCUAAUUGAUCCUGCGCUCAAGGGCACCGUCAAUGUGCUCAAUUCCUGCAUUAAAUUAUCAACCAUCAAUAGAGUUGUCAUCACAUCUUCGAUUGCAUCCGUUAUGUUCAACCACGAUUCGUUAAACCUAAGUGAUGAUGUUAUAGUAGACGAGACAAUGUUUUCGGAUCCAAUCUUCUGCCGGGAGAAGAAGGAAUGGUAUGCUCUGUCUAAAACUCUAGCUGAGACAGCGACGUGGAAAAUGGCGCGAGAGAAUGGGCUGGACUUGGUUACAUUACACCCAGGCUUCACCAUUGGCCCUCCCCUGCAGCCAUCUCUCAACUUGAGCUGUGUUGCUCUUCUCAAUCUCAUCAAACAAGGAAAACAGUUGCUGCCUAAUGGUGUGUACCGGUAUGUUGAUGUUCGAGACGUUGCUCUUGCACAUAUUAUAGCAAUGGAGAAUCCUUCUGCGAACGGCAGAUACUGCCUGGUUGGGAGGGUGGCUUAUUCGUUUGAAGCAUUCGACAUUUUGAAACUCAAUUUCCCUUCUCUCAACCUCCCAACAACCGAGAAUCGGCCGACUAAGCCCCCUUACCAAGUAUCUAGAAAGAGAGCUGAAAGUUUGGGCAUCAGUUUUAGGCCUCUUGAGGAGAGUCUCAAGGACUCUGUUGAAUGCUUCCGGGACAGAAAUUUGAUUACCUUGUGAAGUAGUAGUAGUAGUACUUAAUUCUUGUUGUUUCAGAUAUAAUUAGGCCCUGUUCUUCAUCUUAAUUUCAUUGCAACAUGUGUUCCAAGUGGUCCAAAUCAAUAUAUAUAUAAAGAGAG
Salvia splendens (bonfire salvia) is the source of this 1438-nucleotide messenger RNA. Its product is annotated as phenylacetaldehyde reductase. The coding region runs from base 351 to 1319 and encodes 322 amino acids. The transcript is spliced from 6 exons. NCBI's taxonomy places the organism in Eukaryota, Viridiplantae, Streptophyta, Magnoliopsida, Lamiales, Lamiaceae. The record is from RefSeq and is a predicted model, not a curated record. Gene Ontology annotation, molecular function: oxidoreductase activity, acting on the CH-OH group of donors, NAD or NADP as acceptor.